AUGAUGCUGUAUAUGAUUCCAGUACACAUCUACAUGUUUCAAAGUGUUUUGAUAAAUAACGGCAUGCAAUGCAAAACAAUGAGGAAUGUGCUGGGAUUUGCUGCUAUACUAUUCGUGUCAUGUAUGGCGUCGACACAAGAAAUGAAUAGCUUUGAAAACCCGGACUUUGGCAUUCUUGAGGUAUAUUCUAACGGAGCAUGCAAUACGGAGGUUCCAAUGUGCUCGAGAUUGGGAGUCAAAGUGCUUAUGCAGGGCGGGAAUGCAGUCGAUUCUGCUGUUGCAUCUGCCAUAUGUGUUGGGAUAGUAAACUCGUUUUCUUCAGGAAUCGGAGGUGGAGGAUUUAUGCUUAUAAAGAAGCCGGGCGAGGAAGGCGCUGUAGACAUGAUAGACUUCAGAGAAGUUGCGCCAAAGAGGCUCAGCACCAAAGUGCUCUAUGAAGCACGGAAUGGACCAAAGGUAGGUGGCUUGAGUGUGGGUGUUCCAAGUGAAGUGCAUGGGAUUUAUGAGGCACACAUGAAGUAUGGAAAGCUUCCAUGGAAGAAUCUGUUCCAAGAAAACAUACAAAUAGCAAAGGGCUUUCCUGCAAGCAGCCAGCUGGUAAAAAGAAUCAACAAAUUUAAAGAGUUUAUAGCAAUCGAUCCGGGAUUAAGAAGCACAUACAUGCGCAACAAUGAGCUUCUCAAGGAAGGAGAUGUUGUAGUACGCGAAAACUACGCAAAAACUUUGGAGAUGAUCAUGAACAACCCAGAUGACUUCUAUAAUGGAAGCCUUGCCGACUCAAUUGUGAAGGCUGUUAACAAUCAGGGUGGGGUGCUUGCAAAGAGCGACUUGCAGGAGUAUAAGUCCAUACACAGGCCCGUGGUUGAAGGAAGAUACCACGACUACAAGGUAUACACAACAAAUCUUCCCACAAGCGGGCCAUUGGUUUUGAAAGCAUUGAACAUACUUGAGAAGUACAAUCUCAAUAGCUUGGUUGCAGAUGACAUACAGACGGGAAAGUUCAGAAAUCUGCAUCUGCUUAUUGAGAUAUUCAAGUUCAUGAUGGCCAGACGAGGAGAGCUUGCAGACCCUGAAUUUCUUGAGAACUGGAAGGAUAUGGUGAAUGAAAUAACAUCGAAGGAGAUAGCAGAGCAGAUAUAUAAGAAAAUAGACCUUGAUAAAGUGCUAGAUGCUAAAGAGUACGGAAUGAAGAAGCACGGAGUCGAGGACCAUGGAACCACACAUAUGAAUGUAGUGGACAAGGAUGACAUGGCGGUUCUGCUGACAAGCUCAAUAAACUUUGAGUUUGGCGCAAAGUUCAUGGAUCCAGAAACAGGAAUUGUAUUUAACAACACAAUGGACGACUUUCAGGCUCCUGAGCACAACGAUGCCAAUGCAGGAUCUGCAAAUGCACUCGAUGCAGGAAAAAGGCCGUUUUCAUCAAUGUCACCGGUUAUUUUGUCGAAAAGCGAUGAGCUGCUUGUGCUGGGAGCGGCUGGCGGAAUACGAAUACCCACGUCUAUUGUAUCGACCCUGUUCCAUCUAUCUACUGGAAAGAACCUGAAGGAAGCAAUAAUGACGACACGAAUGCACAACCAUCUAUUUCCAGAUGUUACUUUUGUAGAGCACGACAUUGCAGGGCCGGUUGAGCAAUAUCUUGUUGAUUCAGGCCAUGUAAUAGAAAAAUCGCUCGAGAACACCGUAUUUACAUCUGUACAGGGUAUUCUUCUCAAAAGAAGCAAUGGGAAUAGAACGAUCCACGCAGUGUCUGAUCUUAGGAAGGGGGGAGAGUCUUUUGGAUACUAG
This is a messenger RNA of Ordospora pajunii, 1785 nucleotides long. Its product is annotated as gamma-glutamyl transpeptidase. The transcript has a single exon. The record is from RefSeq and is a predicted model, not a curated record. The coding region runs from base 1 to 1785 and encodes 594 amino acids. Gene Ontology annotation, biological process: glutathione catabolic process. NCBI's taxonomy places the organism in Eukaryota, Fungi, Microsporidia, Ordosporidae. Gene Ontology annotation, molecular function: glutathione gamma-glutamate hydrolase. Gene Ontology annotation, cellular component: plasma membrane.